AGCUUCCUGGUUGUAAACUGCUUGAGAGUACUGACAGUCAACUUCAAAAGCAGCCAGGAGAAACUUCUUUCUCGCUAACUUUGGGAGGGCAUUAAAAAAUGCUGAAAGGUGCAGAUGAUGUUGUGAUGGAGCAGGACAACUCUGCUUCCCGACAUGGAGAAAUGACAAGUUGGGAUAUCAAUGACAUCAAACUUCCCCAGGACGUAAGACAGAUAGACUGGUUUCAAGAAUGGCCAGAUUCCUAUGUAAAACAUAUCUAUAGCUCAGAGGAUAAAAAUGCUCAGAGGCACCACAGCAGCUGGGCCAUGAGAAACACCAACAACCACAACUCUCGCAUCUUAAAAAAGUCCUGCCUCGGGGUUGUGGUCUGUGGCAACGACUGCUCGACUUUGGAUGGGAAGAAGAUCUACCUAAGACCAGCCAUAUGUGAUAAAGCUAGGCAGAAACAACAGCGGAAAUGCUGUCCAAACUGCAGUGGACCCCUGCGGCUCCUUUCCUGCCGAGGCCAUGGUGGUUACCCAGUUACCAACUUCUGGAGGCACGAAGGCCAGUUCAUAUUUUUUCAGUCCAAAGGAGCUCAUGACCAUCCACGUCCAGAAACAAAACUAGAAGCAGAAGCAAGAAGAUCAAUCCAAAAAGCACAGAUGGCUUUUUCUCCAUCUUCUCCAAGAUUAAAAAGAAUCCGGGAGAUUGAGUCUCUGACAGGUGCAAUGCCGACGCGGGAGGCUUUGCCUUCGCUUCUUUCCGAGCCGGAUGCUUCCAUGCCGCCUGCUCAUUUCGGGAGACAUUUAAGCAAAAGCUCCCAGGAGCUGACACCGGGCAGCCGCUCCGGGCAGCCGCCGUACCCAAGAGCAUGUGGGGAGGACGGGGGCUGCGGAGAGGCGCCCACCUGGAGCAGGAUCGCGGCCCUCGGGAGGACCCCCGGCCCCAGGAGGCCUGGCGGCGGCCCUGCCGUCCCCGCGGCCCACCCGCCUUGCGCAGCCCCUUCCCAGCACGUCCUGCCCGUGACAGAGGGCGGCCAUGACUGCUUCAGGCCUAACGCCGGCCCUUUGGGGGAUGACUCCUGUGAGGAGAAGCCCCCGCCGGCCUACAGCGGCCGCUGCCUCCCUCCGCCGCCCUACCCUGCCCCUCAGGGCGGGCCCUGCCCCACGGCGAGCGGGGCACACCACCUCCGCCAGCUUUUGGCUCCUCCGAGGGGAAGCGAAGGAGACGGAGGGCGCCAUAUGGGUCUCAGCUGCUGCAGUGACGACAUGGGUUUUAACCUGCACCCCUUACGGUGA
Haliaeetus leucocephalus (bald eagle) is the source of this 1280-nucleotide messenger RNA. RefSeq names its product glial cells missing homolog 1 (Drosophila) (gene GCM1). The record is from RefSeq and is a predicted model, not a curated record. The coding region runs from base 99 to 1280 and encodes 393 amino acids. The transcript has 5 exons. NCBI's taxonomy places the organism in Eukaryota, Metazoa, Chordata, Aves, Accipitriformes, Accipitridae. Gene Ontology annotation, cellular component: nucleus. Gene Ontology annotation, biological process: regulation of transcription by RNA polymerase II; gliogenesis. Gene Ontology annotation, molecular function: DNA-binding transcription activator activity, RNA polymerase II-specific; RNA polymerase II cis-regulatory region sequence-specific DNA binding.